This is a messenger RNA of Drosophila biarmipes, 1007 nucleotides long. RefSeq names its product carbonic anhydrase 6 (gene CAH4). The transcript has 5 exons. Gene Ontology annotation, molecular function: zinc ion binding; carbonate dehydratase activity. Gene Ontology annotation, cellular component: cytoplasm. The record is from RefSeq and is a predicted model, not a curated record. NCBI's taxonomy places the organism in Eukaryota, Metazoa, Arthropoda, Insecta, Diptera, Drosophilidae. Bases 77 to 934 code for a protein of 285 amino acids.
CCUGGAAAAUAAAAGUCAAAAAGUUUGUUUUAGUUUCUCUCGUUAUUAUCGUUGUAAAUCUGCAAGUGUUUUAUACAUGUUCCUUGUGGUUAGAAGCUUUGCCCUAACCAAUCCGGGGACCAGGAGCCACUUUGGAUUUAAUUAUGAUAAGCAAGGAAGAGAUUGGAAUGUUAAAGAUGGCAAAAGACAAUCGCCAAUCGCUCUGUGGUCGUGCAAUAGCAUUACAUAUAAUGUCCCCCAACUGAAGUUAGUAAAUUACAAUAAGCUGUUGAGUGAUCAGUUGUCUGUGAUCAACAAUGGGCUGACAGUCCUCAUGAGGAUUCCGAACACGGUGGAGGGAAAGCAGCCAUCCCUCUGCAUCAGCAGUCAGGGUGGACAGGUCUUCGAGGCCCAGCAGCUGCACUUCCAUUGGGGCUCUGAAGAGAGCGAAGGAUCCGAGCACAACUUGGACGGGUAUUUUUACGACGGAGAGCUGCACAUAGUCCAUAAGAACUGCAAUUACAGAACCAACCAGGAAGCUGCUCUUCAUUGUAAUGGAUUUGCGAUCUUGGCUUUGCCCAUACGUUAUAUGGAGAAUCCGGAAAUACGAACGCCAGCCUUGAAUGAGAUCUGCAAGCAAGUCUCUAAGAUAUCCAAAGUGGAUGAUGACCAUCCGCUCGAGGAGCACAUGGCUUUGGGAGAUCUGUUUGUUGGCGUAGACACCCAGAAAUACUUCGUUUACCAAGGUUCCCUCACCACUCCGCCCUGCGCCGAAGCAGCUAUCUGGUUUGUUUUUCAAACCCCCUCUAAGGUGCCCAAGGAACAUUGGAAGAACUUUUGGCAACUAAGGGAUUCCCGUGGCCAGCUUGUCCUUAACACCUAUAGGGACUUACAAGAUGACCAUAACCGACUUGUUUAUCGAAGUAGAGGCAAAUUACUGAAGCCUUGCAUGUAAAAAUGUAAUAUUGAUGGUAGCCAUGCGAAAUAAAAUUGUUUAAAGUGCAUUUGUUGAUUGAUGCAAAAGCUUA